Molecule: messenger RNA, 6375 nt
Organism: Bombina bombina (fire-bellied toad)
Lineage: Eukaryota; Metazoa; Chordata; Amphibia; Anura; Bombinatoridae
Gene: SUPT5H
Product: SPT5 homolog, DSIF elongation factor subunit
Exons: 30
Coding region: 89-3355 (1088 amino acids)
Biological process (GO): transcription elongation-coupled chromatin remodeling; regulation of transcription by RNA polymerase II; transcription elongation by RNA polymerase II
Cellular component (GO): DSIF complex
Molecular function (GO): protein binding; mRNA binding
Source: RefSeq, a predicted model, not a curated record
CCCGGAAGUGACGAGUGGUAUCGAGACGAGGCGCUGGAGCUAAAACUACAGGGGUGCUUGCAGAGCCCUCAUACAUACUCCAGUAACCAUGUCAGACAGCGAGGACAGUAACUUCUCGGAUGAAGAGAGUGAGAGAAGCAGCGAAGCUGAGGAGGUGGAGGAGAACGAUAAUGAGGAAGUGGUGGAGAGAGCCAGCGCUGCAGGUAGCGAAAAGGGUGAAGAAGAGGAUGUGGAGGAGGAAGAUGAGGAGGAAUAUGAUGAAGAGGAAGAAGAAGAGGAUGAUGACCGACCACGCAAGAAGCCUCGUCAUGGAGGUUUCAUUUUGGAUGAGGCCGAUGUUGAUGAUGAAUAUGAAGAUGAAGAUCAGUGGGAAGACGGAGCAGAAGAUAUCCUGGAGAAAGCUGAGGAAAUAGAAGCCUCUAACAUUGACAAUGUGGUUCUGGAUGAGGACCGGUCUGGUGCUCGCCGCCUGCAAAACCUGUGGAGAGAUCAAAGAGAAGAGGAGCUGGGGGAAUAUUACAUGAAGAAAUAUGCUAAAUCAUCUGUGGGAGAGCAUAUAUAUGGAGGAUCAGAUGAGCUGUCAGAUGACAUUACCCAGCAGCAGCUGCUUCCUGGAGUCAAAGACCCUAAUUUGUGGACAGUGAAGUGUAAGAUUGGAGAGGAACGAGCUACAGUGAUCUCCCUCAUGAGGAAAUUCAUUGCAUACCAGUUUACAGACACACCCCUGCAGAUAAAGUCUGUGGUUGCCCCUGAACAUGUGAAGGGAUACAUCUAUGUGGAGGCUUACAAACAAACCCAUGUAAAGCAGGCCAUUGAGGGUGUGGGAAACCUGCGCAUGGGCUUCUGGAAUCAGCAGAUGGUACCCAUAAAGGAAAUGACAGAUGUCCUGAAAGUUGUGAAGGAAGUCACCAACCUUAAGCCCAAAUCCUGGGUACGACUCAAGAGAGGCAUCUACAAGGACGACAUUGCCCAGGUGGACUACGUAGAGCCCAGUCAGAAUACGAUCUCGCUGAAAAUGAUUCCGAGGAUUGACUAUGACCGAAUCAAAGCUCGCAUGAGCUUGAAAGAUUGGUUUGCCAAGAGGAAGAAGUAUCGGAGGCCACCACAGAGACUGUUUGAUGCAGAGAAGAUCAGGUCUCUUGGAGGCGAUGUUUCUUCAGAUGGAGAUUUUCUUAUUUUUGAAGGGAACCGUUACAGUCGAAAGGGGUUCCUGUUUAAGAGCUUUGCAAUGUCCGCAGUGAUCACAGAAGGGGUGAAGCCAACACUGUCAGAGUUAGAAAAGUUUGAGGACCAACCAGAGGGGGUCGACUUGGAAGUGGUUACUGAGGCAACAGGUAAAGAGCGGGAGCAUAGCCUGCAGCCAGGAGAUAAUGUGGAAGUCUGUGAAGGAGAGUUGAUAAACCUACAGGGAAAAAUUCUUAGUGUGGAUGGAAACAAAAUCACCAUCUUGCCCAAGCACGAAGACCUUAAGGACAUGUUGGAGUUCCCAGCUCAAGAGUUGCGGAAAUAUUUCCGUAUGGGAGAUCAUGUCAAGGUGAUCGCUGGACGCUAUGAGGGAGACACUGGUCUGGUUGUACGAGUGGAGGAGAAUUUUGUCAUCCUUUUCUCAGACCUCACGAUGCAUGAACUGAAGGUUCUUCCCAGAGACUUGCAGUUGUGCUCAGAGACUGCCUCUGGGGUGGAUGUAGGAGGUCAGCAUGAGUGGGGCGAGAUGGUGCAGCUAGACCCUCAGACGGUUGGGGUUAUUGUGCGCCUGGAGAGAGAGACCUUUCAGAUUCUGAAUAUGCAUGGAAAGCUGGUUACUGUUAGACAUCAAGCUGUCAACAGAAAGAAGGAUAAUCGAUUUGCAGUGGCUCUGGACUCAGAAGAGAAUAAUAUUCAUGUUAAAGACAUUGUCAAAGUCAUCGAUGGACCCCACUCGGGCCGCGAAGGAGAAAUUCGUCAUUUGUUCCGUAAUUAUGCUUUUCUUCACUGUAAAAAGCUAGUUGAGAACGGCGGGAUGUUUGUUUGUAAAACACGAUACCUCGUCCUGGCUGGAGGCUCCAAGCCUCGUGAUGUCACAAACUUUAUGGGUGGAUUUGCACCAAUGAGUCCUCGAAUUAGCAGCCCGCUGCAUCCCAGCGGGGCAGGUAAUGCAGGACAGCGUGGUGGUGCAGCAGGAGCAGGUGGUGCUGCAGGAAGGGGGAGGGGACGAAGAGACAAUGAUUUGAUUGGUGCGACUGUACGAAUAUCUCAAGGUCCCUACAAAGGUUACAUUGGAGUUGUGAAGGAUGCCACAGAAUCUACAGCUAGAGUUGAACUACAUUCCACAUGUCAGACUAUAUCUGUGGAUAGACAGCGACUCACCACUGUCGGUUCUCAGCGUGUCAUAGGAAGGGCGUCCACCCACCUCCGUACCCCUAUAUAUGGAUCUCAGACUCCCAUGUAUGGAACUGGCUCUCGGACUCCCAUGUAUGGGUCCCAGACACCACUUCACGAUGGAAGCCGGACCCCUCACUAUGGCUCUCAGACCCCGCUGCAUGAUGGCAGCAGAACCCCAGCACAGAGUGGGGCAUGGGACCCUAACAACCCCAAUACCCCAUCCAGGGCGGAUGAAGAGUAUGAUUACAGAUACGAUGAUGAGCCGUCGCCCUCACCCCAGGGCUAUGGUGGGACACCAAAUCCUCAAACUCCUGGGUACCCUGAUGUGCCCUCACCUCAAGUCAAUGCACCGUAUCACCCCCAGACGCCUGGAACACCUGCCAUGUACAAUACAGACCAGUUUUCUCCAUACGCUGCCACCUCACCGCAGGGUUCCUACCAACCUAGUCCCAGCCCUCAAAGUUAUCACCAAGUGGCACCUAGUCCUGUAGGCUACCAGAAUACCCACUCACCAGCCAGCUACCACCCCACUCCCUCACCCAUGGCAUACCAGGCCAGUCCGAGUCCCAGCCCUAUGGGUUACAGCCCCAUGACACCUGGAGCACCCUCUCCUGGUGGGUACAAUCCUCAUACCCCAGGCUCAUCCAUAGAACAAGUAUCUAGUGAAUGGGUAACCACAGAUAUCCAAGUGAAGGUGCGUGAUACAUGCCAAGACAACCAGGUGGUUGGACAGACCGGAAUCAUACGCAGUGUUACAGGUGGUCUCUGCUCCGUGCUCCUGCAGGACAGUGAGAAAGUCAUCAGCCUCUCUGGAGAUCACUUGGAACCCGUCACUCCAACGAAAAAUAGCCGGGUAAAAGUGAUCCUUGGAGAGGACCGGGAGGCAAUGGGUGUGCUGCUCAGUAUUGAUAACGAAGAUGGCAUUGUACGCAUGGACCUGGAUGAGCAGCUUAAGAUUCUCAACCUUCAUUUUCUGGGCAAACUGGAGUCCUGAGAUAGACAUUUUGGUUCCAGUACUUGGCAAAGUGGGGCAGGGUUUACCCCUUUGUAUAGCUGCGUGCAGUGUGCAUUCAAUCCCUGGUUACUGUGUAAUAUUUAUAUGGUGCAGCUGGUAAAGCAGACAAAACCCCUCAUGGUCUUGUGUCUUUAAUAUACUGUCAUUGUGUGGCAUACCACAAGGUUUUCUAGAUAAGCCUUCAUAUGAUUCACAGCCUGUUCCAUUGGUACUAUGCAGUGUGCGUACUCCUCCUGUGUCGCAUUUUGGGUUCAAUAUAAAUGGUUGAGAAAUAUAUCUUGCAAAAGUCCAAAGAGACCAAUGCGACCAUUAUCAUCAAAUGUUAAAUCAUACUUGGAGAGUGCUUCCCAAAAACUGACACACAUUUUGCUACAAAGUUUCAAGAAGCUGCUGGCUCUGCCACCCUUAUAAUUUUAUAGUGGGAUUUUGGAGAUAGCUUGGGGUAAAUAAAUGCAUGUCCUCCACUAUGAAAGAACUUCUCCUAGUCGGCUGUAAAUAUCAUAUGAAUAUGGCUAUAUUCCACACAGAACAGCAUACGUUUAUGGACAUAAGCAGACAGUUUAGCAAACAUUCUGAGCCUGUUCCCUUUCCUUCCGCUGGAGUUUUUUUUAGUUUCAUUGAUAAGGGAGUGUUGCUUUUCACUUCUUUUUAUGUCCCUGCUUAAAAGCUGUCAUAACAUUGCUGGUUGUCAUUCCUCUGUCCUAUAUAUUGUGUACUGCAAGGAACAAAUAUACAGAUCCUUAUUGUUUAAAUGGUCAUGAAACCCCAACUUUUUCUUUCAUAGUUCAUGUAGAGCAUGCAAGUUUAAACAACGUUCCAAUUUACGUCUACUGUUUAAUUUUCUUUGUUUUUUUGUAUCCUUUGUUGAAAAGCAUACCUAGGUAGGCUCAGAAAACAGCAAUGCGCUACUGUGGCUGCACAUAUAUGCCUUUUGCUAUUGGCUGGGCUGAUGUGUUCAGCUAGCUCCCAGUAGUGAAAUGCUGGCCCUUCAGCAAAGGAUACCAAGAGAAUAGCAACAUGGAAAGUUGUUUCAAUCUUUUUGGGUUUUGUGUCCCUUUUAAUUCCUUUCAGUCUUGUCAAUAGACUGCAAAGGUAGAUACUACCUCAUUCUGCCAUGUCGCCUAUAAGUCCUGUUUAUGGUGUCUGGAGGGGUUAGGACUACAUCUAACCUGCACUUCCUUUCUCAGUCCCCAUAUUUCUUUACUGGUUGGCUUCAAGCUAUGAUUUCCCUUUAAAGUGAUAUGCAACUUUUUUUUGUUGUUACUGUGUAAUAAAUACCAACAAUUCAGCGCUGCAUUGCUUUAAUAUUACUUGCAGUCAAUGGAAAUAACCCUUUAAAAAAGCUUGCUAAGUUUAUCUCCUUUGUUGUGGCCAGUUAAGGACAGAUGCAAAUUAGCUCUCCUGCAAGCAAUUACAAUUUGCUGAGUUAAAUUACAAGGAAAGGACAAGAUAAAUAGUCAAAAUUACAAUACAAAGUAUUUUUACUAUGUAAAAUUAAACAUUUUACGGUGAAUUCUUUGUGGGUUUUAUGUCCCUUAUCUUGUUUAAAGGGACAGUCUACACAUUAGUCAUCUUAAAGGGACAGUCUACGCCUUAGUCAUCUUAAAGGGACAGUCAAGUCAAAAAAACAACUUUCAUGUUUCAGAUAGGGCAUGUAAUUUUAAACAACUUUCCAAUUUACUUUUAUCCCCAAUUUUGCUUUAUUCUCUUAGUAUUCUUUGUUGUAAGCUAAACAUAGGAAGGCUCAUAUGAUCAUUUUUAAUGCCCUUGAAGGCCACACAUGCUUUUUUUUUUUCUUUUCACAACAGGGGAGAGCUAGUUCAUUUAAACCAUAUAGAUAACAUUGGGAUCACACCUGUGGAUUGUGGCAGACACUGCAUUAACUGGCUAAAAUGAAAGUCAAUAGAUAAUAAAUAAAAUGUCAAGUGAUCAGGAGGCUGUCAGAAGAGGCUUAGAUACAAGUUAAUCACAAAGGUAAAAAGUGUAUUAUUAUAAGUAUUGGUUAUGCAAAACUGGGGAAUGAGUAGUAAAGGGAUUAUCUAUCUUUUAAAACAACAAACAUUCUGGUGUUGACUGUCCCUUUAAAGUCUUACUUUAGAUUAAGCUGCAAAUAGCCUCCUGCAUCUUUUCUAUACCAUGCAGCAGGAACGGUACAAAGUUAUUUUAAAAUGAAUAUUGUUUCUGCUCUCUUUAAAAUGUCUGUCAAGCUCUGACAUCACAAUCUGGGCUGCAUAUGGCAUCCAAUCACAAAAGGCCAACUAGUUUGAUUCAGCAGUGUGCCCAGAUGCAGCUCAGAUCAUGAUGUCAUCAGUGGGUGGAUCUAGGCAGCCAUUUAAAAUUGGCCAGAAACAAUAAAUUACUUUUUUUACUGUUCCUGCUACAUGAUAUAGAAAGAGGUGCAGGAGGUAAUUUGCAGCUUAAUAUAAGGUAAGACUUGAAGAUGAGUAAGAUGUAUGUCCCUUUAAAUUAAAAACUGGAGUUGAAGCUGUGGUGCUCUGUCUAGAAUAUGGCCAUCUUCAUAUCACUCAGAAUAUAGCAUGGAUAAAAAAAUAGACCAAAAACACAACUGAACAAUGUUUCAUAAAUAUUAAUAAAAUAUCAUACGCAUCCCUUCGGAGAACAACCUUUUACAAUGAAUGUGAAAAUCACCAAAUGUUUUAAAUAUAAAUAACCCUGAUGAAAUGUCUUUAUUGGUAUGUUGAGCUUCAGUACAUAGUUUAAAAUAAAUUUCAGGAAUUGUAUUAUUUAAAAAAUAUUGUGACUAAUGUGAAUCGUCAGUCAUCUUUCUCAGUUGCUGAAAAUUUGCCAUUGUAUAUAAAUAGACCCAGCUUUUGUGGAAGAAUUUAGUUUUUGUUUUCACCAUUCAACAAGGAACGAUACCUUUGUUGCUAGAUAAUGUUUGUUCAAGGACAUAUUUUUUUAUAUAUAUGCAUAGUGUAUAUUGACAAUUAAGCGCUGUUUUGCAAAAGAUUUGCAUAAAAAUAAAUGUCUUUAAAAUA